Messenger RNA from Theobroma cacao (cacao), 1334 nucleotides. RefSeq lists its product as uncharacterized. Gene Ontology annotation, cellular component: cytosol. Gene Ontology annotation, biological process: response to abscisic acid; response to water deprivation; cold acclimation. The record is from RefSeq and is a predicted model, not a curated record. Lineage: Eukaryota; Viridiplantae; Streptophyta; Magnoliopsida; Malvales; Malvaceae.
AGUUAAAUUAUGGUAGUAACCAAUAGAUAUUUGGGCUUCCGCCAUUAUUACGGAGCGUCAUCAAAUUCUCUGAAUCAUCGGAAGACUGCGCAUGCUUUCUUCGUACCAUGCAAAUUUUUCUUAGACUUCUUAUCGAAUUGGGAGUGCCCGAUGAAUUUCGCUCCUCACCUAGCUUGCCUCAACAAAAAACACCUUUGAACCGACAAAAGAAAGUAUACGAGUGAGACCGUCAAGUUCUCGGCAUACUUAACCUUGGAGACGCAUUCGCUGUUACUAUUUUGUGAAGUUAGAUGAGAAAAGUCACUGACAAACUGCUAUUCUUUUCUUUAUUGUGAACCGGUUCAUCCUAAUGUCACAACCAUUCGUCGCCCACGUAAGCUACACGUGCACCCUCAAUUCUCUAACGUGGCAAUAUCUUGGAUGAAUCAUUUCCUAACUCCUCGCCACCUGUAAAAUACCUAGUUACGUGCAUGCAGAAAAGUACUCUUCUUCUCCACCGUCUCCGGAUUUUCCUUUUUAAGUCCCCAGAUUAGUCUCAAUCCAUAGCCAUCUGCCAAGCCCCGACAGAUAAAAACAUAGCUCCUAGUCCACUACCGUCAAACUCUUUUCAAGCUUCUUUCUUUUGCUUUUGCUGUCACUGACGAAAUGGCUGAUUUAAGAGAUGUGCAUGGCAACCCCAUUCAACUCACUGAUGAGCAAGGCAACCCAGUUCAACCGACCGACGAAUACGGUAACCCCGUGCACGUCACUGGUAUAGCCUCCAAGCAUCCAGUUAUGACUCAGACAGGUGUGCCUGGCGGUCAGAUGGGAUAUGAGACUGGCUCUGCGGCUGGGUAUCAGCAGCAGCAGCAUCCACAGCAGCUGCAUUACGAGGCUUCCAGCGGGGUAGAGAUUCAGCGCUCCAACAGCUCCAGCUCCGGUUCGUCCGAGGAUAAUGAGAUAGGCGGGAGAAGGAACAAGAAAGGGCUGAAGGACAAAAUAAAGGAUAAACUGACAGGUGGAAAGCACAAGGAGGAGGCGCAAUCACAGACCACAACUUACGAGUCUAAAACCACCACCACAGGCGUCUCGCAUGGGCAGCACCACACUGAGCACGAGAAGAAGACAAUGAUGGAGAAGAUCAAGGAAAAAUUGCCUGGUUGUCAUAGUCAUUAAAGCCGUCUGAAUGAAUUGCAACUUUCGUUUUGGAUGCUGUGUUUGGAAUAAUGUUGGCCUCAAAAUUAUGUGUGCUUGUAAAUUUAUCAAGCGUUUGAUGUGUGAUCUAUAAUAAACAGUACAUUAUGAUGUAGGAAUUGAUGCAGCAAACUUUUUAUGAAACUAGUAUUUUAUUUCUA